AGUGCUCUGUUCAUUGUUUCAAAAGCGGACCAAGCGAACUCUGAAAGAGGAAGCAUCCACCAUCAAAGAAGUACAAGGCUUUUUUUCCAGAAUUUUCCUGAUAGAAGAACGCUUGACUCUACAUCUUUUCAUUCAUACUUUCUCACGGAACCUGUGCUAAAGUCAUCAUGUCUCAGCAGCAGAUCAGCCUCCCAGCCAAGCUCAUUAACGGCGGCAUUGCCGGCAUCGUUGGGGUUACUUGCGUCUUCCCCAUUGACUUGGCAAAGACCAGACUUCAGAACCAGAGAAAGGGGCAGCAGGUCUAUAAGAACAUGAUGGACUGCCUGGUCAAGACAGUUCGAUCAGAGGGAUACUUUGGAAUGUACAGAGGUGCGGCUGUAAAUCUGACUUUGGUCACACCCGAGAAGGCCAUCAAGUUGGCUGCUAAUGACCUUUUCCGCCAUCACCUCUCCAAAGACGGAAAGGGGCUGACGGUGUUCAAAGAGAUGCUGGCGGGCUGUGGCGCGGGCAUGUGUCAGGUGGUGGUCACCACCCCUAUGGAAAUGCUCAAGAUCCAGCUGCAGGACGCCGGCAGGCUGUCGGCCCAGCAGCAGAAGCCGGGCCUGAUGGCGCCCACCAAGCUGGUGGCCACCAACGCCGUGCUCAGCCGCUCCUACAACUCCUGCACCGCCGCCGCCGCGCCCAGGGCGGCGUCGGCCACGCAGAUCGCCAAGGAGCUGCUCCGCACGCAGGGCGUCCCGGGCCUGUACCGCGGCCUGGGGGCCACGCUGAUGAGGGAUGUUCCCUUCUCUAUUGUUUACUUCCCUCUGUUUGCUAACCUGAACCGCCUGGGCCAGCCCGGCCCUCAGGAGUCGUCCCCCUUCUACUGGGCGUUCCUCUCCGGCUGUGCUGCGGGAUCCACGGCGGCGGUGGCCGUCAACCCCUGCGACGUGGUGAAGACCAGACUGCAGUCCCUAAACAAAGGGGCCAGCGAGGAAACUUACAGUGGCGUUCUGGACUGCGUGAGUAAAAUCCUGCGGAAGGAGGGGCCCACGGCUUUCCUGAAGGGUGCAGGCUGCCGGGCCCUGGUCAUCGCCCCACUGUUCGGAAUCGCACAGGUCAUGUACCUGGUGGGGGUCGGGGAGUACAUCCUGGACAACUCCCCGCUAGGCCUGCUGUCGGUGUGAGGCCGGACGACUGACCGUGCGCGGGUCCCGCUGGGACAAGCGGCAGCUACAAACAAUCAGUUUACAGCGGAGGAUGAGAAGUCCCGUCUGAGCGAGGCGCAGAGCGAGACCUGCGCCUUUUUGUCAUCGGAACCCUCCGACGGCUGUGUUGCACUUACACACUUUUUAAAGAAAUAUUAUUGUUUUUUGUUGUGACUCGGAUCAAUUCGGGCCGUAGCUGAAGCGGUCGGGCUUCAGCGUUUGGGGACUCCUGCAGUGUUAAUCUUUCUUUGUCCCCAAGCACUCCUUUUCGGUUUCCCUCUGUGAGGGAGGGAGCUCACUCCCCCUUUUUUUCUUUUUUUUUUUUUCCCUUUUCAUAUCUUUUUGUACAAGUGUCCUAGUUUUAAGAAUGCAGCAGUGACGUUCUGCUUUUUGGUGUCUCAUGAUUCUACGCCUUUAACUUUCAAUUGAUCUCUACUUGAGUUGUAUAUCGGAGUCCAGUUUACACAAUUGAUUGGAUUUUUUUCUCCAUCAAUAGCUGGGAGUAGUUAUGGAGCCCUCUCGGGACCACACAGUUCACCUAAACAUUUAAAAGGUCCUCGUCUCUAUGAUAGUCUGCUGCUGUCAGUGGUCCAAAAAAACAUCUGUCUUUUUAUAUUUCACAUCAAUAGAUUAUCAAUUUUUAAUUUCUUUACGUAGUAUUUAUGUUUUUACAAGGAUUCCUGAUCUAUUUACUGAAGAAUAUCUACAACUUUUGGUCAAAGGUCCAGACUGGCUUGAUGUCAGGGGUCCAGUCCUGAACCGAGCGCUUUCAUUGAUACUGUGAGAAACCACUGUUGCUAUACUGUCUUUGUGGUGACUUUUUGUACGAGCUGUUAUACAUUAAAUUUGCAGUUCACCCUC
This is a messenger RNA of Menidia menidia (Atlantic silverside), 2048 nucleotides long. Lineage: Eukaryota; Metazoa; Chordata; Actinopteri; Atheriniformes; Atherinopsidae. The record is from the annotation of a GenBank genome assembly.